Molecule: messenger RNA, 7151 nt
Organism: Tachyglossus aculeatus (Australian echidna)
Lineage: Eukaryota; Metazoa; Chordata; Mammalia; Monotremata; Tachyglossidae
Gene: ARID1A
Product: AT-rich interaction domain 1A
Biological process (GO): regulation of transcription by RNA polymerase II; chromatin remodeling; positive regulation of DNA-templated transcription
Cellular component (GO): nBAF complex; SWI/SNF complex; nucleoplasm
Molecular function (GO): DNA binding; nucleosome binding
Source: RefSeq, a predicted model, not a curated record
AUGGCCGCGCAGGUCGCCCCCGCCGCCGCCAACGCCGGCGGCCUGGGAAACCCGCCGCCGCCGCCCACGCCGCCCACGCCGCCCACGCCGCCCUCGGAGCUGAAGAAACCGGAGCCGCCGCCUCCUCCUCCUCCUCCUCCUCCGCCUCCGCGGGACGAGGCGGGCGGGGAAGCGCGGGCCCAAGGCGGGGAGAUGCCGGCGGACGGCGAGGGCCCCGCGGGGCAGGACCUCCCCGACGGGGCCGACGCGGCGGGGCCGGACGGCGAACCGGGCCCGAAGGGCUCCUCCAACGGGAACGCGGGGCCCAGGCCCGCCCUGAACAAUAACCUCCCGGAGCCGGGCGGGGACGGGGCCGCCCCGACGACGACGACCACCACCGCCGCCACGACGGCGCCGCAGCCCCUGCCGCCUCCUCCUCCUCCUCCCCCUCCUCCUCCGCCGCCCUUCCCGCCGCCGUCCUACGGGUUCGGGCCCCCGUACGGCCGGGGCCCGGUGGCCGUGGCCGCCGCCGCCGCCGCCGCCGCUGCCUUCCACCAACAUGGCGGACAACAAAGCCCUGGCCUGGCGGCGCUGCAGAGCGGCGGAGGAGGCGGCGGAGGAGCGGGAGGAGCGGGAGGAGGAGGAGGCGGCGGCGGCGCUGGACUGGACGCCUUCCCCGGCGCCCAGCACAACUCGCACGGCGACCACGGCUUCCCCGCCAACCACCAGUACAACUCCUACUACCCCAACCGCGCCGCCUACCCCGCACCGGGAUACGCGCUCGGCUCCCCGCGAGCGGGCACGGCCGCCCCGGGACCGUCGGCCGCCUCCUCCAAGCCGCCCUCCGCCGCCAACAGCUCGGCCGCCCCCGCCCUGCAGCCGCCGCCGCCGCCGCCGCAGCGGUUCGGUAGUUUGGGGGCCCCGACCGGGGCCGGCCCGCAGCCCACCACCGCCACCCCCACCCUCAACCAGCUGCUCACGUCGCCCAGCUCGGCCCGGGGCUACCAGGGCUACUCCGGGGGCGACUACGGGGACGGGCCCGCCGGCAAGGGCCCGGCCGACUUGGGGGCCCAGUACGGAGCCGGCGGCGGCGGCGGCCAGGGCUGGGGGGCCGCCGGAGGGGCCCAACAAAGGAGCCACCACGCGCCCAUGAGCCCCGGGACCGGCGCAGGAGGAGGAGCAGCAACAGUAGCCGGGGGGCAACCCCUCUCCAGGACCCCACAGCCCUCCAGCCCGAUGGACCAGAUGGGCAAGAUGCGUCCCCAGCCCUACGGCGGCGGGAGCAACCCGUAUUCCCAGCAGCCGCCGCAGCCGGGGCCCCCCCAGGCCGGGGCCCAGCAGGGACACGGCUACCCCGGUCAGCCCUACGGCUCCCAGCCGCCCCAGCGCUACCCGAUGACCAUGCAGGGGCGGGCCCAGAGCGCCAUGGGCGGCCUCUCGUACGCCCAGCAGCUGCAGCCGUACACCCAGCAGGGCCCCAGCGGGUACGGCCAGCAAGGCCAGGCGCCCUACUACAACCAGCAGAGCCCGCAGCCGUAUUCGCAGCCGCCGCCGCCGCAGUCGGCCCAACCGUACCAGCCGCCGCCCCAGCAGUCCCCGUCCCCGUACCCGCCGCCGCAGGCCGCGGCACAGCAACACCCUCCGCAGGGCCAGCCCUCCUACUCGCAACCGCCGCCGCAGCAGCAGCAGCAGCAGCAGGCCCAGUCCCCCUACCAACAGCCGCAGCAGGCGGCCGCCACGGCGCUGGCACAACAGUCCGGGUACCAGGCGGCACAGGCGCAGCCACCCCAGCCAUCUGCCUACUCCCAGCAGCGCUUCCCUCCUCCGCAGGAGCUGUCUCAGGACUCCUUUGGCUCCCAGGCGUCCUCCGCCCCUUCCAUGGCUUCCAGUAAAGGAGGGCAAGACGACAUGAGCCUCAGUCUCCAGUCGAGACCCUCCAGCCUGCCGGACCUGUCCGGCUCCCUGGACGACCUGGCCAUGGGGACGGAGGGGGCCCUGAGCCCCGGCGUGAGCACCUCGGGCAUCUCCAGCAGUCAGGGGGAGCAGAGCAACCCGGCGCAGUCCCCGUUCUCCCCUCACACCUCGCCCCACCUGCCCGGGAUCCGCGGGCCCUCGCCCUCCCCCGUGGGCUCCCCCGCCAGCGUCGCCCAGCCUCGCUCAGGACCCCUCUCGCCGGCCGCGGUGCCAGGCAGCCAGAUGCCCCCCCGCCCGCCCAGCGGCCAGUCCGACGGCAUCAUGCAUUCGGCCGUGAGCCAGCCGACCAUCUCCCAGGACCGAGGUUACAUGCAGAGGAACCCCCAGAUCCCCCAGUACGGCUCGCCCCAGGCCGGCUCCGCCUUAUCCCCGCGCCAGUCUUCGGCCGGGCAGAUGCACACCGCCAUGGGGUCCUAUCAGCAGAACUCCGUGGGGGGCUACGGACCCCAGGGCGGCGGUGGCCAGUACGGGCCGCAAGGAGGCUACCCCAGACAGCCAAACUACAGUGCCAUGCCCAACGCCAACUACGCGAGCGCAGGAAUGGGGGGCGGCCUGAACCCCAUGGGGGCCGGGAGCCAGAUGCACGGGCAGGCGGCGGUGGUGCCCCCCUACAGCGGGAUGGCCCCCGGGAGGAUGGGCCACGCCGCCAUGGGCAGCCGGCCCUACGGCCCCAACAUGGCCAACAUGGCCAACCUGCCGCCUCAGGUCGGGACCGGGAUGUGCCCCCCGCCGGGGGGCCUGAACCGGAAAGCACAAGACGCCGCCGCGGCCGCCGCCGCAGCCAUGCACGCCGCUGCCAACUCCAUCCCCAACCGGCCCCCGGGCUACCCCAACAUGAACCAGGGGGGCAUGAUGGCCUCGGGGCCUCCUUACGGGCAAGGCAUCAACAGCAUGGCCGGCAUGAUCAACCCGCAGGCCGCCCCCUACCCCAUGGGCGGGAACAUGGCCAACAAUUCAGGGAUGGCGGGGAGUCCGGAGAUGAUGGGCCUCGGGGACGUCAAACUCACGCCGGCCACCAAGAUGAACAACAAGGCCGACGGGACCCCCAAAACCGAGUCCAAAUCCAAGAAGUCCAGCUCUUCCACCACCACCAACGAGAAGAUCACCAAGCUGUACGAGCUGGGCAGCGAGCCGGAGAGGAAGAUCUGGGUGGACCGCUACCUGGCCUUCACCGAAGAGAAGGCCAUGGGCAUGACCAACCUGCCCGCCGUGGGCCGCAAGCCGCUGGACCUGUACCGCCUCUACGUGUCGGUGAAGGAGAUCGGCGGCUUGACGCAGGUCAACAAGAACAAGAAAUGGCGGGAGCUGGCCACCAACCUGAACGUGGGGACCUCAAGCAGCGCCGCCAGCUCUCUGAAGAAGCAGUACAUCCAGUGUCUGUACGCCUUCGAGUGCAAGGUUGAACGCGGGGAGGACCCGCCCCCCGACAUCUUCGCCGCUGCCGACUCCAAAAAGGCCCAGCCCAAGGUCCAGCCCCCGUCACCAGCCGGUUCUGGCUCCAUGCAAGGGCCCCAGACGCCCCAGUCGACCAGCAGCUCCAUGGCCGAAGGGGGAGACCUGAAACCCCCGACGCCGGCGUCGACGCCGCACAGUCAGAUGCCGCCCUUGCCCGGCAUCAGGAGCAACUCGGUCGGGCUCCAGGACGCUUUUGCGGACGGGGCCGGCGAUCCCGCGGCGUUCCCCAAGCGGAACUCCAUGACGCCAAACCCCGGGUACCAGGCGGGCAUGAACGCCUCCGAACUGAUGGGCCGCGUGACCUACGAGCCCAGCAAGGACCCGUACGGCGGAAUGAGGAAAGCUCCGGGGAGCGAUCCCUUCAUGUCGGCAGGGCAGGGCCCCAACAGCGGGAUGGGGGACCCUUACAGCCGGCCGGCCGGCCCCGGCAUGGGCAACAUGGCCAUGGCUCAGCGCCAGCACUACCCCUACGGCGGGCCUUACGACAGAGUGAGGACAGAGCCCGGCAUGGGCCCCGAGGGGAGCAUGGGGCCCGGAGCCCCGCAGCCGAGCCUGAUGCCUUCGGCCCCGGACUCGGGGAUGUACUCUCCCAGCCGCUACCCCCCCCAGCAGCAGCAGCAGCCUCCGCAGCAGCCGCCGCAGCAACGACACGAUUCCUAUGGCAAUCAGUUCUCCACCCAGGGCACCCCUUCUGGCAGCCCCUUCCCCAGCCAGCAAGCCACCAUUUACCAGGCACAGCAGCAGAACUACAAACGGCCCAUGGACGGAGCCUACGGCCCCCCGGCCAAGCGGCACGAAGGGGAGAUGUACAACGUGCCGUACGGCGGCGGCGGCGGCGGCGGGGGCGGCGGGCAGGGGCAGCCGCCCCCCCAGGCCCCGCAGCUGCCCCCGGCCCCCAGCCAGCAAGCCAGCCAGCCGCCGGCCGCCCAGCCGUCCCCGCAGCAGGACCUGUACAACCAGUACGGGGCGGCCUACCCCCCGCCGGAGCGCCGGCCGGCGGGCGGGCCUCAGAACCAGUUCCCGUUCCAGUUCGGCCGGGACCGGGUCUCGGCGCCCGCCGGGGCCGGCGCCCAGCAGAGCCUGGCGCCGCAGAUGCUGGGGGCGCCGAUGGCCUCGGCCCCCGACGGCCCGCAACAGGGCGCCAUGUGGCAGGGGCGGGGCGAGCUGGGCUACAACUACUCGAACCGGCCGGCCGCGGGGGCCGCCCCGCCGGGGGCCGCCGCCGCCGCCGCCGCCUACCACGGCGUGAGCCGGACGGACGAGCUGGGUCACGCGGACCAGCGGGUGAACCACGAGGGCCCCUGGGCGCCCCACGGGAGCCGGCAGCCCCCCUACGGCCCCUCGGCCCCCGUGCCCCCCAUGGCGCGGCCCCCCCAGUCCAGCUACCCGCCGCAGACCCACAUUCCUCAGGGAUCCAGCCCCGCCCCCCUGCCGCGGGCCCUGGAGAGCCGCACCUCCCCCAGCAAGUCCCCGUUUCUGCACUCGGGCAUGAAGAUGCAGAAGGCGGGGCCCCCCGUGCCCGCCUCCCACAUAGCCCCGACCCCCAGCCAGCCCCCCAUGGUCCGCCGGGACAUCACCUUCCCGCCCGGCUCGGUGGAGGCCACGCAGCCGGUGCUUAAGCCCAGGCGGCGGCUCACGACGAAGGAUAUCGGAACCCCAGAGGCCUGGAGGGUGAUGAUGUCUCUAAAGUCGGGGCUGCUGGCCGAGAGCACGUGGGCCUUGGACACCAUCAACAUCCUGCUGUACGACGACAACAGCAUCAUGACCUUCAACCUCAGCCAGCUGCCGGGGCUGCUGGAGCUCCUGGUGGAAUACUUCCGGCGCUGUCUCAUCGAGAUCUUCGGCAUCCUGAGGGAGUACGAGGUGGGAGAUCCGGGCCAGAGAAGGCUACUGGAGCCCGAGCGGCUCAGCAAGGCCCCCAGUCCCGCCUCCCCCUCCGCGGAGGGGACGGCGGAGGCCCGGGAGGAGGAGGACGAGGCGGAGGAAGAAGAGGACGAGGAGGAGCCGGAGGAGGGCCGGGACCGGGAGCGGGAGGCGGAGGGGCCCAGCCCCAGGCCGGCGGAGGAGGGGGAGGCGGGCGAGGGCCCGCCGGAGGGCCGCGAGGACAAGUUGGCCAGCAAGUUCGACAAGCUGCCGGUCAAGGUGGUGCCCAAGAGCGACCCGUUCGUGGUGGACUGCUCGGACCGGCUGGGCCGGGUGCAGGAGUUCGACAGCGGGCUGCUGCACUGGCGCAUCGGGGGCGGCGACACCACGGAGCACAUCCAGACCCACUUCGAGAGCAAGACGGAGCCGGGCCCCCCGCGGGCGCCCUGCCCGGCCGCCGCCGCCGCCGCUGCCGCCUCCCGGAAGCGCCCGCCGACGGCCCCGGGCGGGGGCGGGGGCGGGGGCGAGGGGGGCGCCCCGGCGGCCGAGAAGCGGGUGACGGCCACCAUGGACGACGUGCUGUCGGCCCGGGCCGGGGCCCUGGCCGAGGAGGGGGGGCGGCGGGGGGCCGGCCGCGGCCGCCCCCCGCCCCCCGCGCUCCCCUUGGGCGGGGGGCCGGCGCCGGGCCGCCGGCACCUGAAGAUCCUGGAGGACGAGCCGCGCAGCAAGGACGAGACGCCGCUGUGCGCCCUCCUGGACUGGCAGGACGCCCUGGCCAAGCGGUGCGUGGGGGUGUCCAACACGAUCCGCAGCCUGUCGUUCGUGCCGGGCAACGACCUGGAGAUGUCGAAGCACCCGGGCCUGCUGCUGGUCCUCAGCCGCCUGAUCCUCCUGCACCACUCGCACCCGGAGCGCAAGCAGGCGCCCCUGACCUACGAGAAGGAGGAGGAGCAGGACCAGGGCGUCAGCUGCAACAAAGUGGAGUGGUGGUGGGACUGCCUGGAGGCCCUGCGCGAGAACACGCUGGUGACCCUGGCCAACAUCUCGGGCCAGCUGGACCUGUCCCCCUACCCCGAGAGCAUCUGCCUGCCGGUCCUGGACGGGCUCCUGCACUGGGCCGUCUGCCCGUCGGCCGAGGCCCAGGACCCCUUCCCCACGCUGGGCCCCCACGCGCUGCUCUCGCCGCAGAGACUGGUCCUGGAGGCCCUGAGCAAGCUCAGCAUCCAGGACAACAACGUGGACCUCAUCCUGGCCACGCCGCCCUUCAGCCGGCUGGAGAAGCUCUACGGGGCCAUGGUGCGCUUCCUGGGCGACCGCAAGAACCCCGUGUGCCGCGAGAUGGCCGUGGUCCUCCUGGCCAACCUGGCCCAGGGCGACAGCCUGGCGGCCCGCGCCAUCGCCGUCCAGAAGGGCAGCAUCGGCAACCUGCUGGGCUUCCUGGAGGACAGCCUGGCGGCCACGCAGUUCCAGCAGAGCCAGGCCGGGCUGGGGCACGGGGCCGGCCCGCCCUUCGAGCCCACCAGCGUGGACAUGAUGCGCCGGGCGGCCCGGGCGCUGCUGGCGCUGGCCAAGGUGGACGAGAACCACCCGGAGUUCACGCUGUACGAGGCGCGGCUGCUCGACAUCUCCGUCUCGCCCCUGAUGAACUCGCUGGUCUCGCAGGUCGUCUGCGACGUACUGUUCCUCAUCGGCCGGUCAUGACGGCCGGGGACGCCCACGGCCCGGCCGGGGGCCCCCCGCGCCUCCCCACGCCCCGGCCUGCCGCGUGCCUGCCUCCCUGCGCGCCCGCCCCGGGCCGGGCGCGACUCGGGGGAGACUUACUGACUGUUGCCCUUUUAUUUAUGCAAAACCACCUCAGAAUCCAGCCGCUCCCUCCCGCC